This is a messenger RNA of Symbiodinium natans, 1902 nucleotides long. The record is from the annotation of a GenBank genome assembly. Lineage: Eukaryota; Dinophyceae; Suessiales; Symbiodiniaceae.
AUGACUCUCGCGAUGUGGCUGAUCUUCGCCAACAACUCAAAGGUGGCCGUAGCUCAGAAAGCCCCUUUGGAGCAGCGGCACCAGAUUUGCGCGACCAUCAGUACUGCGGUCGCCCUUUUCUCCGGCUUCUUCAACAUCCUGCAGCUGACAGCGAUUGAUGACUUCGACCUUCCGGGCCGCGCAAACAACUUCAAUCUGAACUUGUCCCGUCCCGUGGAGUGGAUUCUGACCUGUCCCAUCAUGCAGUUGAAGUUGGUCGUAUUGGCAGGCGCCCGUGUGCCCAGCUACCGCCGCUUCAUGAUGCCUUUGGUCUGCGUGUCUGUCCUCUUGUGCGGAACGGCCUCGAUGUUCACAGGAGAUGCGCUGCGCUAUGCUUGGUAUGCCUUCGGCCUGAUGCUGGCAUUGAUCAUGUUCUACCACAAUGCCUUGCAGAUCAAAGAGAACAGCGAGGGCGAAGAGUCCCUUUUCAGCGGCGACUCAGACUUCCGCAAGCUCUCCAUCUUGCUCAUCGUAACCUGGUUCCCUUUCCCCAUCUGGUUCAGUUUGAGUGUGGAGGGUUUCGGGCUCAUCACCGACGGCUUCAUCAUCGAGAUGGGCUGGGUUGUCCUGAACAUCGUGUCGAAGUUCACGUACAUCAUCUGGAUGCAGCGCAUGAAGAUGGUGCACCAGCGCAAGAUCGAGGCGGCCCGCGAGCUGUAUGGCCUAUCCCCCUCCGACGAGAUCAACGAGGAAGACCUGAAGAAGCAGGCCAUGACCAACGGAGCUCAGAAUGGAACCGUCUCCGCUGACGCCUACGGCUUGGGUGCUGGUGAGGAGGCGGAAAGCGAGUUGAAGCUUGUUGAGCUGAUUGCAGAGACCAUGGUGACUCUUGGGAUGAGCGCACACACCGACCGGCUCUUGAGGUUGAUGGUCGAGAACGGUGUGACGAACACGGCCGUGCUGGAACGAUUGAACGCAGAGCGCUGUAUGGAGCUGAAUCUGCCCUUUGCCCUCAUCGAUGCGGCGCAACGCCGUUGGACGGCCGAGAAGAUGAACAUGGGCCAGGACAAGGGUGGCACCGUCGAGAAGGAGGACCCUUUCAAGAAGCUCCUGGAAGCCAACAAGGAGCGCGUGAACGUCAAGAACCUCGCGAACUCCUUGCCUGGCAUGUUCUCCGGAAUGAACACGCCGCCAGUCGCGGGAAUGGGCGGCAUGGGCAUGAUGGACCCGGGAGCCCUGGAGGAGCAGAUGAUGUCGGUGAUGAGCCGAGUGAUGGUGCCCUUCCAAGACAUGGUCAUGGGUCGGCUUCAGUCUAUGGAGGAGAACAUGCAGCGACAGCUCGAAACGACACAGGAAGCCAUCUCACAGCGCAUGGACUUCUCCCAGGUCUCACUGCUGCAGACCGUCAACGCCUGCCAGGUGCUGCUUCACAAGCUUGACUCUUCGCAGGAGACAGUGAUGCAGAAGAUGGACACGCAGAAGUCCAUCGUGGACCGCAUGGUGGAAUCCUACUCAGGCCUUGUGGAGAACAUCGACAGCGCCAGCGACAACACCAAGAGCGCUUUGCUGGACACCGUCAACACGUCCUCCCAAGCCAUGCUCAAGAAGCUGGACUCCACACAGCAGGACCUCCUGAAGCAGACCCACGAGUCGCAUGCCGUCCUCCAGGGCGUGGCGCAGACCCAGACAAGCUUGGCAAAGAAGGUCGACUCAGGAAAUGAGUUCACACAGCGCCGCCUUGUGGAGAUGGAGACCUGCAUUGGCAAGAAGGUGUCUGAUGUCGGCGACUCGCUGGCUCGCUCGCAGACCAUGAGCUCGGAAAAGGUGCUUGAUUCCCUCCGCAACGACUUGGCCACCCUCGCUGAGCAGGGCAACGCCAUGGUUGAUGCAACGGAAAAGUCGGCGAGUGUGCAGGAGCUAUGA